AUGUUAAUAGCCGUAACACAUGUUAUUAAUUUCAAGACUUCAAGCGAAAUAAAAAAUAUCUUUGGAGAAGCCGUUCCCGUUGGCUCGCGUAAGUACUAUCAGACUAGCAACUAUAACUAUUUAAUUCUUUCAUUUUACAAUUAACAUAUCAGAAUUAAAAGGUUUUGUCUUCCUUCACACUUCAACCAAACACUUUCGUUCGUAAUCUAAUUAAUUACAAGCGAGCUAUAGACUGAGGGGAAGUCCCAUUCUAUAUACUUUCUGAAUGAUAAACGGUCGAUUCCGUAUUUGAUGGUAUUCUGCAGCCAGAAAAUCAUUUCCAAACAAAUAACAUAUCAAAUGAUCAUAAUUUGGUUUUUGUAGUUUAUUAGAAAUAGUUCUUUGUUGUGCGUCAUCCAUAAAUCUGGUCGAUGAUCUAUAGCCUACAUAAUAUAAUUUCCAAGACAGAGGCCAUGAGGGCGAGAGGAAUAAUUGUUUUAGUAAAAUCCAACUAGUUGGUCAAAAAUAUCGAGAAUAAAAAAAAAAAUUAGCUACGUGAAGCUAGACUUAAAUCAUUUCUUUUUUGCCGCCAAAAAGCCGGCGCUUUUCGCUAUUAGUGGGCCAUAACAUAUAACCUAGUAGUAGCUCAACCAAUCAGAACGCAGCAUUCAUAAUAGACCACUAGCUGGAUUUUACUAAAAAGAUAUAGCUUCUUCUAUCAACUUAGUAGUAAAUCUAGUAUUUUUUAACAAGUCUUUCCUUGUUGCAAAACUAUUUUUCGUUUCAUUUUGUUACUAGCUAUUUGCACAACGUGCAGAAAGAAACACAGUGAAGAAUUAGAUCGGAAAUCAGACUGGCUAUACCCUGAAGAAACUGAGGGAGAUAUGCUCCUUCAAAGGUACUGUCGGGAGGGUAGUCGUUUGGUUGUUGUUUUAUAAAAAUACACACGGUUGUCCUGUCAGGUUAUCCUAUCGCAAGGCAACUUAGUAGCAGUCUUUCCAUUUCUAUUCUCCGCAGACCUGCUAAAGAGGCUGCUGUGGGAGCCAUCGGUCGCAUGGUCACUUCGACUCCAUUUCUUUAAGACCAUGCAAUCAACGCCAGCUCUCUGGAAUCCCACAACACCAUGCUGGACUCCAGGGUCAGAGGAGGCCUCUUUUACUUCACUCGUGGUAACCGAUGCAGUCGGCAGGUAUAACGAGGCGAUGGAUACAAUUGCGAGUCUUGUUACACAAGAACAAGUAGAACGCGAGCCCCUUAAAUAUCAGCUAAAAACUCCAUUGCAAAACUUAAGCGAUGGGGAACAGUUGAAAGUAGUA
This is a messenger RNA of Porites evermanni, 1295 nucleotides long. The record is from the annotation of a GenBank genome assembly. NCBI's taxonomy places the organism in Eukaryota, Metazoa, Cnidaria, Anthozoa, Scleractinia, Poritidae.